GGGUGACUCACACUGUCCGUUCCGCCCCGAGCGGGGAGGGCUCGCGCGGCGGACAUGGUACGUUCCGCCCGCUGCCGUUGCGCGGUGGCAAGAUGGCGGCGCUGCUGCCGCGCAUCGAGCAGCUGUCGGCGCGAGUGGUGCGUGUGCUGGGCUGCAAUCCGGGCCCCAUGACCCUUCAGGGCACCAACACCUACCUGGUGGGCACCGGGCCUAGAAGGAUCCUCAUUGACACAGGAGAGCCAGCAAUACCUGAAUAUAUUGGCUGUUUAAAGCAGGCGCUCAAUGAUUUCAACAUCUCAAUACAAGAGAUUUUAGUGACACACUGGCACGCUGAUCACACUGGCGGCAUCUCCGACAUAUGUAAAAACAUCGGUAAAGGUUCCAAAUUUUGCAUUAGUAAGCUUCCACGCACCCCACCUCGUGAAGAAAUAAUAGGAAGAGGAGAACAAAAGUAUUUAUAUCUGAAAGAUGGAGAUGAGGUAAAGACCGAAGGAGCCACUCUCAGAGUUUUAUAUACACCUGGACACACUGAUGAUCAUAUGGUUUUGCAUCUCAUAGAAGAAAAUGCUAUAUUCUCUGGUGACUGUAUUCUAGGAGAAGGGACGGCAAUAUUUGAAGACCUCUAUGAGUACAUGAAAUCAUUGGAAAGGCUGUUGCAAAUUAAAGCUGUCUUGAUAUAUCCUGGACAUGGCCCUGUAGUACAUGAUGUAGAUGCUAAAAUUCAAGAGUAUAUUUCUCACCGAAAUAUGCGCGAACAGCAAAUUUUAAAUAUGUUCCAGGAGAAUGCCGGAAAAUCAUUUACACCCAUGGAGCUUGUAAAGAUGGUGUACAAGGAUCUUCCUGAACCCUUAUAUAAAGCAGAAGAAAAUAACAUCCCCUGCCACUUAAGGAAAUUAGAAAAAGAAGGGAAAGUGUUGAUUGAAAAGUCUCCCACCUUAAUCCGGCUAAGCAAUUUAUAAAUGUUACAAGUAACAACUACAGAACCAUAUUGCUGAGCAACCACGUGCAGAAUUAUUACAUGGAGAAUGCAGAGACACUUUGCUGAUCUGUAAAAUCUGAACACCAGUUUUUGUCGGAAGUGCUUAGGAAAUUUUGGUGGUGUAAUUUUAAGUGAAUUUUAUACUAAUUACCAGUCACCAAUGAUUUUCAUAUAUUCUGCCUGAUGGAAAUUGAAGGUUUGCUCAAUUAAUAAAGUGAAACUAGUGUGAAAAAA
Messenger RNA from Alligator sinensis (Chinese alligator), 1213 nucleotides. It is a transcript of the gene LACTB2, whose product is annotated as lactamase beta 2. Gene Ontology annotation, biological process: antibiotic catabolic process. Gene Ontology annotation, cellular component: mitochondrial matrix. Gene Ontology annotation, molecular function: RNA endonuclease activity; single-stranded RNA binding; beta-lactamase activity. The transcript has 7 exons. NCBI's taxonomy places the organism in Eukaryota, Metazoa, Chordata, Crocodylia, Alligatoridae. Bases 93 to 959 code for a protein of 288 amino acids. The record is from RefSeq and is a predicted model, not a curated record.